AUGGUCGUCUAUUCGUUCUAUAUCUUCGACCGCCACGCCGAGUGCAUCUAUAAGAGGCGAUGGCUUCCCCGUCCGGCCUCGAUAGUCGGUAAAUCGUCGCGACCGACUUCUGAAGUCGCUACUCAGAACGGUGUCCCCUCUGUUUUCGGCCAAUCUGCGCGGACGACCGAUGACGAUGCGAAGUUGAUUUUCGGUACUGUUUUUUCCCUUCGAAACAUGGUGCGCAAGUUGGGAGGCGAGGAUGACAGCUUCGUCACUUAUCGCACCAGCCAAUACAAGCUUCACUACUACGAAACUCCCACGAAUAUCAAGUUUGUCAUGCUCACGGAUGUCAAGAGCCCUAGCAUGCGAGUUGCUUUACAGCAGAUUUAUAUCAAUCUCUAUGUCGAGUAUGUUGUCAAAAAUCCUCUGUCACCUGUCGAACAUCCGGGAGGCGUGGGUGUGAAUAAUGAACUGUUCGAAGAGUCCCUCGAGCAAUUUGUGACCCGAGUCCUAUCCUAG
This is a messenger RNA of Aspergillus fischeri NRRL 181, 501 nucleotides long. Its product is annotated as TRAPP subunit BET5. Gene Ontology annotation, biological process: endoplasmic reticulum to Golgi vesicle-mediated transport. The transcript has 5 exons. The coding region runs from base 1 to 501 and encodes 166 amino acids. Gene Ontology annotation, cellular component: TRAPP complex. NCBI's taxonomy places the organism in Eukaryota, Fungi, Ascomycota, Eurotiomycetes, Eurotiales, Aspergillaceae. The record is from RefSeq and is a predicted model, not a curated record.